Molecule: messenger RNA, 1927 nt
Organism: Magnolia sinica
Lineage: Eukaryota; Viridiplantae; Streptophyta; Magnoliopsida; Magnoliales; Magnoliaceae
Product: transcription factor bHLH63-like
Exons: 7
Coding region: 406-1713 (435 amino acids)
Biological process (GO): regulation of DNA-templated transcription
Cellular component (GO): nucleus
Molecular function (GO): protein dimerization activity; DNA-binding transcription factor activity
Source: RefSeq, a predicted model, not a curated record
AUGUCAGAAAACGGGAGAGUGUGUCAGAGUCCCGGCGACUCAUCUCUGCUUAUAAAGCUCCCUAUCAUCUCUCCCACUCGGCUUUGCAUUUGUUUCUUCCAAAAGGAUAAGGUAAGUAAUAAAGGCUGAGAAACGGCGAUCGAAUCGCGACUUCCUUUUUCGUUUUUCGUUUCUCCGAGUAGAGAGAGAGAGAGUGGUUAGGUGAUUUGAUUCGCCCAAAGCGUACGAUAGCAACCACUGGCAGCCAUCUGGCGUGCCCCUGCUUCUUCUCCUCUUCCUCAUCAAACGAGGUACACACCUCUGGCAUGAAAUUCUCUCACCUUUCCUAAACAAAAACCAUCUCUCUCUCUCUCUCUCUCUCUCUCUCUGUGCUGUGGGUGAGAAGUUAACAAAGAACUACCAGAAAUGCUACACUGUCUUCAAAAGCAAGAGAAUGAAGCUGGAAACAGCACAGACUUCACAGUCUUAGAAAAGCAGAGAAAUCAUCUAAAAUGGCAGCAACAUCAAUCCCAGCAGCAGAGCUACUUCCUAGCCGACUCACAUCUCAACUCCUUGAAUCUCCCUAACACCCAACAACCCCUCGAGUCUUUCCCUUCUCAAACUUCAUUCCAAGACUUCUCUCCACUCUCCUCUAAGACCGUCGCCUCUCUUGAAAAUGGUUGGCCUGAUUUCGCCAAGUGCCCGCUCCCUGUCCCUCCCGCCCAAUUCGCCACCGCUGGAUUCUCUGCUUCCCGCGGACUCGACUUUUCCCUCUCCAGGACGUCCAGCUGCCCGCCUGUGGUCGCCGGGAAUGUUCAGGCAGAUGUUGUAGCGACUGAUGAGAAACCGGGAAAUUCCUUUACGCGGGAGAAGAUGGCCUCUCCUGUUGGGAAAGAGAGCUUCAAGAAGCGGAAAGCCGAUAAUAAGGGGCACAGCCCAAAGGCUAAUUUUAGUGAAGAUACAAGAGACAAGAGAAACAAAGUAGAUGAAAAUGAGGGGGUGUCCAAGGCCACAGAACAGAACGACAACAACAACAACAACAACAAUAACAACAAUGGAGAAACUUCUGCUGAGACGUCGAAAGAGAAUUCUAAGGUCUCUGAGGUUCAGAAGCCUGACUACAUCCAUGUUCGGGCACGCCGAGGCCAGGCCACCGACAGUCAUAGCUUGGCAGAGAGAGUGAGAAGGGAGAAAAUCAGCGAAAGGAUGAAAUAUCUCCAGGAUUUAGUCCCUGGAUGCAACAAGAUCACAGGAAAGGCUGGAAUGCUCGAUGAAAUUAUCAACUAUGUUCAAUCUCUUCAGAGACAAGUAGAGUUCUUGUCCAUGAAACUUGCCGCUGUGAAUCCAAGGCUUGACUUCAACAUUGACAACUUCUUCACAAAAGAGAUGUUCCCGGGUUGCAGUGGAAGCUUGCCAGCAGUUGGAAUGUCAACAGAACUGGCAAAUCCAUCAUACCUUCAGUUUAACCCAGUGCAGCAAGCUGUUGCAUGUUGUGGAUUGGAUAUGUCGAUAAAUCCUCCUGAUAUGUCACUCCGCAGAACUACUAGCGCUCCUGUAUCUUUGCCCGAUACAUUCAUGGACUCUUACUUUCAUGCCCAUGGAUCUUCUUCAACUUGGGACAUUGAUCUGCAAACUCUUUACAAUGCAGAGUUCCAUCAAGGAAGACAAUCUGCCUUUCCAUCUCAACAAUUUAAUGGCAACCUUGAAGCUAACAAUCUCAAGACAGAGAUGUGAUCCUAGAUAUAUAUUCAGUUCUUGUUGGAGCGAUUCCCAGUUGCAGGAGAGAGGCUGAUUCUUUUCUAAGUACAUGUAUAUGUGUAUCCAUACUUGUAUUCUAGUAAUAAUAACAAGAAAUACAUAUUAACCAUGAAUCUUACUUGUUUGUGCAUUGUAUAACACUAAGUCCACGCUGUAUUAGAAGAACCAGAAUGAUCUCAACCUUCUUCCA